AUGGGUCUGGUCCUCUCUGACGAGGACCUCUCUGCCGUGCAUGCCUUCGACAUAUCGAUGGGUACCGUCCUCUCGCUGAUGAAUGACUAUUUUAGCUGGGCGAUGGAGGCCGGUCAGGACACCGACCGCGUGCGCAACGGCGUUCACGUGCUUAUGAAACAGCAUGGCCUGUCGGCUGACGUCGCCCGGUCGACACUGCUGGGCAUGAUGGUCGAAGAGGAGGCACACGCAGUGCGGCUGCGCGAGCACUGCCUUAGAGGGUCGGUCUCAGACGGUUUACACCAGUACAUCGAGGCCAUGGAGUUAUAUGUAGGCGGCGCCAGCUUUUGGACCGCCACGGCUCCACGCUAUCAGAUGGUUGAAGUCAAUCUGCACUGA
Messenger RNA from Exophiala aquamarina CBS 119918, 378 nucleotides. RefSeq lists its product as uncharacterized. The record is from RefSeq and is a predicted model, not a curated record. The coding region runs from base 1 to 378 and encodes 125 amino acids. The transcript has a single exon. NCBI's taxonomy places the organism in Eukaryota, Fungi, Ascomycota, Eurotiomycetes, Chaetothyriales, Herpotrichiellaceae.